AUGGGCGGAAUUGGUAAGACCACUCUUUCCACACACGUGUUUCAAAAUCCACUUAUAAGAGAUCGUUAUGAUGUUUGUGUUUGGGCUACGGUGUCUCAAAGUUAUAAUAUAGGAGAAAUUUUUGGCGAAAUUCUCGAUCAGAUAAGAGGGAAGUCAAGUGGCAAGAGUGAGGACGAAUUAGGAGAAGAGUUGCACAAAUAUUUAUUCGGUGGGAAAUAUCUCGUUGUAAUGGAUGAUAUGUGGAGUAUAGAAGUGUGGGAUAAGUUGAAGUUUUUCCUUCCAAAAAACGAUAAUGGAAGUAGAGUAUUGGUAACAACUAGGCUAUCAAACUUGGCUUCCGAGUUGAGCGAAUCCCAUACACUCGAUAUGAGCUUUUUAGAGGUGGAUAGCAGUUGGGAAUUGUUCUCCAAAAUUGUUUUUGGGGAUAAACCCUUUCCAUUUGAACUCAAGGAAAUUGGAAAGAAAAUUUUGGAAAAGUGUAAUGGACUUCCUUUGUCAAUUGUCGUAAUUGGAGGCCUUUUGGCAAAAUCCGAACCUACACGAAAAUAUUGGGAGCACAUAGAAGGAAACUUGAGUUCAACUGUGAAUUCUGAAAAUGCAGAAUAUUGCUUUAGAAUAUUAAAAUUGAGCUAUAACCAUUUACCUGCCCAUAUAAAGCCGUGUUUCAUGUAUAUGGGAGUGUUUGAGGAAGAUCGUGCAAUUAGAGUCUCAACCCUCAUCAACCUAUGGGUCUGUGAAGGAUUUCUCAAACCCGUAAACAAUAAAAGCUUGGAAACAGUUGCAGAAGAGUACUUGAAAGAGCUAGUUGACAGAAAUCUCGUUAUAGUUCAUGAGUUGGGGUUACUCGGUAACAUGAAGUAUUGCAAGAUUCAUGAUUUACUAAGAGAUCUAUCUUUGAAAGAAGCUCGAAAAGAAAGGUUCUAUUGUGUGUUAAGUCAGGAUAGUCUUGGAGGCUUAAGUAAGCAACGUCGGGUUGUUAUUCCAAGAGGCAUUUCAGUCAUCGAUCCUAUGGAAACUACGUCUGAUUCUCGUUCUUAUACUUGUCAUAAUCCUAGAUUUUCUCAUUUACCGGAUUCUAUGUUGUUGAGGACAGUGAAUGCAUAUGAUAGAACUAGGUAUGUACACAAUGAGUAUUUCCUUAACGACGUGUUUCGAUUCGUGAAUGCACGAUACCUUGCUGUUCGAGCUGCUUCAUCGUCGGAAUUCCCUUCUUCAGUGAAUCUGCUUUGGAAUCUACAUACACUUAUUAUUUCAUCCAGGAAUAACCUAAUAGCACCUAUUGAAAUAUGGAAAAUGCAUCGACUUAGUCAUGUCGAAUGCGCGUCAGGAGGAUUGCAUCUGCCAGAUCCUCCAAGCCGCGACAACGAAAUUGUUGUCAUGGAGAAUCUACACACGCUCACAGGGGUGAAGAAUUUCAAUCUGAAUGAAGAGGUGGUUAAAAGAAUUCCGAAUAUAAAGAAAUUGCGUAUUAGGUAUGUGGAGUCACUAAUCGAGAGACAUAACUGUCUGAGCUAUCUCGAAUGUAUGAGAAAGCUGGAAACCUUCCGUUGCUCAAUCAAAGAAGGAUGUGAAGAGUAUCUGCACAAUAUUAGCUUCCCACACUCCCUCAUGAAGUUGACUAUCAAUGCCUCAUUUGAUUUUGAGUUGGAAGACAUGUUGCAGAAGAUAGGUUCGUUGCCCCUUCUUCAGAAGCUCGUGUUGGAACAUGGUUUCUUCGGAACAUGCACGUGGGAAACAUGUGAAGGCCAGUUUCCAGCCCUCAAGUUAUUGUCAUUGGGGAUGUGUGGUGAUCUUGAAAAUUGGAUUAUGUCGGACGACUUUCCUCGUCUUCAGGAGAUUUGUUUGUAUGGAUUGAGAAGGCUGACGAUGAUCCCUGCAGAACUCGGAAGAAAAGACAGCAUGAAAUCAAUUUUGUUGGAUAAUUGUAGCGAAUCAGCAAUGAGUUCGGCGAAAGAAGUGUUGGAUGAACAAGAGGAGUUUUUCGGGAAGGAAGAAGCGCUUCGUGUUCGAGUUGUAUGUCAAAAAAACAAUGCUCAAGUACUGCAUUAUCUGGUGAGCUCCAACUUUCACGUUUCUUUGGUUAGAUGGUUCAUUUCGAUACUAAUGAGAUAG
Molecule: messenger RNA, 2112 nt
Organism: Salvia hispanica
Lineage: Eukaryota; Viridiplantae; Streptophyta; Magnoliopsida; Lamiales; Lamiaceae
Product: putative late blight resistance protein homolog R1C-3
Biological process (GO): defense response to other organism
Molecular function (GO): ADP binding
Source: RefSeq, a predicted model, not a curated record